CAAACCCUAAUCUCUUCAACCCGCCGAAACAAACCCACCACUCCGCUUUUCCCUCAUCUCCCCUCUUCUUCUCUGCAUCUAUUCUCUCCGGUUCCUUUUCCUACGGAUCUUCCUAUUCCUCUUCUUCUCCGUCUUCUUCGUGUUUAACUUUUCUGUAAUUUAUCCCUCAAAAACUAACUUAUAACCCUUAACUGGAUCUGUUGUAUAUUAAUAUUGGCCGUCCGAUCUGUCAUCGUUCCAGAUCUGAGACGAGGAUCGUCACGGAAGAAGAAUCAUGGUGGUGAACGGGAGGCCGACGAAAAGGCUGGUGAAGAGACGAGUCACUGCGGAUCUCAGUGAUUUCCUCACGUUCCCGAGCGCCGGUGAUCUAGAAUCUCCGGCGGCGGCCAGGCCGUUUAGGACCACGGUCAGGGCGUUCCUGACGCAGCACGCGACCCUCCCUCCCCCUUCCUCGCUCUUCCCCCACCUGCUUACCUGGCAGAUCCUCUUCCGCGUAGGCGACCUGGCAGUAGACGACGGCGGGCCUGCCAUCGUCUGCCUUGACGUCGUGGAAGAGGAUGUUGCCAGAUCCAGAUCCGUUUAUUGCGACCAGUGUCGCGUUGUUGGAUGGAGUAGCAAUCCGGUAAGCGGAAAGAGGUACCAUUUCAUAAUUAAAGCUGAUGGCAAUUCUAUUGCUGGCUACAAUAAGACGUGUGCUGGCUGUGGUGACGCUCUUCAUAUGACUGAUUCUAGAUGCAAGUCAUGCGGUCAUGUAAUGACAACGGAAGAUGUCGAAGACUGGAUGUAUCAGCAGCUGGACAAUACAACACAUCUGUUGCAUGGCGUCAUUCACGCGAACGGCUAUGGCCAUCUUCUUAGAGUAAAUGGUAGAGAAGGUGGGUCCAGGCUUCUUUCGGGACGACAUAUAAUGAAUUUCUGGGAUAGGCUUUGCAAAAUGCUUGGAGUCAGAAAGGUCAGCGUCAUGGAUGUGUCGAAGAAGAAUGGUCUGGAGUUCCGAUUGCUUCAUGCUGUAGUUAACGGCCAUCCAUGGUAUGGAGAUUGGGGCUAUCACUUUGGCGCGGGAAGUUUCUCCUUGAAUCUGGACGACUAUAAGAUGGCAAUUGAGAAUCUUUCUUCUCUGCCGUUGUCAUUGUUUCAAGCUCAAGGAAGGAAAGCUCGUACGCGCUUGCAGGACUUGAUAUCAUUUUACCAGUCCAUAUCUGAACGUGAGCUAGUAAACAUCCGAGACCUGUUCAGUUUCCUGAUGGGUAUGAUUCAUGACCGCCGUCAGUUUUCUGCAAGGGAAGAUGAAUCGCCUCGCAAGAAACUUAAGACUAGUUACUCGAGGGCUUUGUGUUCUUGGACUAUUGAUGACGUAAGGCGUGUGGAAGAAGCUAUGUUCAAAGUGUUACGUGCUGUUAGUGGAUCCACCUGGGUGAGUUGGCGUGCUCUUAAAGGUGCUGUUUGCAGAGUAGGUUCACCGGAGCUUUUAGAUUACUGCCUUAAAGAACUUAAGGGGAAACAGGCAGCUACCGGCAUGGUAGUUGCUGCUCGGUGCAUUUCUGACUCUGGUGCCAUGGAGUACCGACUUGAGCCAGGAAGUGCAUCCGUUCCAGCCAGCACAUGUUUGAACAGCUUCCCCAUGGCAAACCAGCCAUCUGAUGAACGACUUGUGGGGGAUCUCAAGUAUUUUUAUGAUUGUCUUCUCCAGCCUGAAGCAAUGGUACUUCACGUGCCUGUAGCUAAAAGAGAUGUUGCAGUUAGCUCUGUCACGAAGAUUCUUGAUUGCAAGCAGUUCGUGAAGGACUACCUCCCAGGACAUUUCCUGCCAGUUUCAAAGGAAAACGCAGUGCAGGUACUGUGUGAGGUUGAUCUGAUGGAACAACCUGAAGAAUAUAAAAACCAUAAUCCUCCGCCAGAGUUACUUGUAUUAUCACCAGAUGCCACGAUUGCUGACUUGAAGGUCGAAGCAAUGAGGGCAUUCCAAGAUGUGUAUCUGAUGAUGAGAAGGUUCCAAGCGGAGGAGGUGGUUGGUUAUGGGGGUGUUGAUGAAUCGACUCAGAUCAGACUAUUGCUAGGGUCGAGGGAGUCUGUGCGGAUCCGGGGGAAGUUCCACGGGAAAAAUGGUCUGAGUAGGUAUAGAAUGGAAAGGGGUCUAGAGAGAUGGAUAGUGGACUGCUUAUGUGGUGCAAAGGACGAUGAUGGGGAGAGAAUGCUGGCAUGUGACGUGUGUGGGAUAUGGCAGCACACUAGAUGUUCGGGGAUCCCUGACUCGGAUGGUGCUCCGGUGAAGUUCUGUUGCCACAGAUGUAGAGGCAGGGGCAUGAACAAGGGAAAUGGGCAAUGCAGGGAACAAGUGGUGGAUAAUGUUUUUGUUGAUGUCGCCGCUGGUAUGAGCACUGGGGUUAUAUAAUCUGUAAAUAAAAAUGUUUUUGAUUUCCCCAAGCAAGCAAGGUCUGGUGAGAUGUGUAUAUAUAUAUGAAGAGGGCCUUUGUAAUGAAAUUCCAUGAGCUCUAUGGCAUUUUCCAGUUUCAGAAAUGGAGUUGUGUAUAUUGUUGCGUCC
Messenger RNA from Salvia hispanica, 2542 nucleotides. Its product is annotated as PHD finger protein At1g33420-like. The record is from RefSeq and is a predicted model, not a curated record. Lineage: Eukaryota; Viridiplantae; Streptophyta; Magnoliopsida; Lamiales; Lamiaceae.